AUGACCACCGCUGAUCCUCACAGCGAGCGCCAUAUACCACAUCUACCUCUCUCCCCCUCUCCCUCCCCGCCCCAACUCACAUAUCAGACACAGAGCAGGAACCCGGGGGUCGCCAUGUCAUCCUCCCAGAACCCCUUCUCGCAUUCGCGGAGCUCGACCGCCCGCCUCGCCUCGUCGUCGCCUCGCGGCGGCGGGCCCUUCCACGGCGGCGGCCACUGGGGCGGCGGCUCCCCGGCGGACAUGAUGGACCAGCCCUUCACCGACGAGAUGCGCGACCUCCAGGCCCGCGGCAAGGACCCCUACGCCGGCGACGCUUCCGACGCCAGCGACCUCAGCCCCGAGCGCAUGGGCGGCGGCAGGAUGGGCAGCCAUCAUCACCACCACCACUCACACUCCCAUCACCACCACCACCGCACUGCUUCAUCCAGGCAGCCCAAGGAGCCCUUCACCAAGAUCGAGCGGCGCGACUGGGCCGAGACGGUGCUCGACAACCCGGAGCUGCUGAUGAUGUAUGCUCAGAGCAGCGGCGCCCAGCCGCAGCCUGCUUGCUCACACCAGCCCAAACCCCUCCAGACCCUCCCGGCAACGCGGUUCAGGUUCAAGAAGAUCAUGUGUGGCCUCGACGAGGACGAGGACGAUGAUGAAGACGACGACGACUCGAUCCCGGAGACACGGAUGCCCGGUGGCGGCGGCUACCCGCAGCAGAAGUACCAGGGCCAGGGCCAGCAGCCCUUGCGCUCUUCGUCUUCCCGCCAGCAGCAGCAGCAGCAGCAGCAGCAACGUGGCCGGGGAGAUGGUGGCUCGAGGAGUGGGAGGCGGUAG
Diaporthe amygdali is the source of this 822-nucleotide messenger RNA. RefSeq lists its product as uncharacterized. Bases 1 to 822 code for a protein of 273 amino acids. The record is from RefSeq and is a predicted model, not a curated record. The transcript has 3 exons. NCBI's taxonomy places the organism in Eukaryota, Fungi, Ascomycota, Sordariomycetes, Diaporthales, Diaporthaceae.